CCUCCAACCCCCAAAACAUAAAAGAAACAUCAUCAUUCUCUCUCUCUCUCUCUCUCUCAGAGCCAUGGCUAGAUUACAGAGAUUCAAAGGAGUGAGACAGAGGCAUUGGGGCUCCUGGGUGUCUGAAAUCCGCCACCCAUUGCUAAAGACUAGAAUCUGGUUGGGAACUUUCGAGACCGCCGAGGAGGCGGCGAGAGCCUACGACGAAGCCGCCUGGCUCAUGUGCGGCCCACGAGCACGGACCAACUUCCCAUUCGAGCCCAACGAGCUGAACCGAUCGCGGGUUUUGUCAGCGGCACUCACGGCAAAGCUACAAAGAUGUUGCAUGACUUCUCGGCAAGAACCGAAGGCAGUUGCGAAAGUGAAAAUGGAAGAAAUUAAUCGGGUCGAUGAUGAGUACAUUGAAGAGAUGAUCGAGGAGCUUAUCUACAACGGAACCGUCGAGAUCGCCCUUCCUUCUUCUUCUUCCUCAAUGUGAGUGUGGAUGGAAGGUUUUUUUUUUUUUUUUAGUUGGAUAAUUACAGGCAAUGCAAUGUAUAGUCUACAGAGAAACUGCAGAGGAAAUUUCAGGUGUUUUGGUGAGUUUUUUUUUUUUUUUUUUUGGUAUGUUUGAAUGUGGGGCCCACUAAGCAAUGAGGGUAAUUUUGUAAUAAUUGGGCACUGUAACAUCUAAGAAUAAAUUCGUACUCUAGGGUAUGUUUGGGUGACAUGAAAAUUGCUAUUUAACUAGUAUUUUCUAAAAAUAAUAUUUAGAGUAAUUUUAUUUUAAAUAUGACAUGUUUGGAUUUCACUAACAGCUGAUGUGCCACCAAUGAGAAA
This is a messenger RNA of Magnolia sinica, 819 nucleotides long. RefSeq names its product ethylene-responsive transcription factor ERF003-like. Gene Ontology annotation, biological process: regulation of DNA-templated transcription. Lineage: Eukaryota; Viridiplantae; Streptophyta; Magnoliopsida; Magnoliales; Magnoliaceae. The transcript is spliced from 2 exons. The record is from RefSeq and is a predicted model, not a curated record. Bases 65 to 478 code for a protein of 137 amino acids. Gene Ontology annotation, molecular function: DNA-binding transcription factor activity; DNA binding.